AUGUCUCAUAAUAGAAGACUUGCAUCAUUGUAAUUGAUUUACAUUUGUGAAAAGUAACUAUUAUAGAUUCUGUGUCCGAAUUAACUUUUCACGAAUGUCAGUCUGUAAGGGAGUCUUUGUUUCAUUCUGAAACCACAAGGGUGUAAGCGUUUUAUUCUGAAACCUGUAGGUCUUCUUGUUCUCUCACUAAACCUGAGGGGUUUCAAUACAAACCUCUUCUUAUCAUAAUCAUGAAACCCCAGUUUCGAUUUGAGGGUUUUUGAUUUGGGGGGCGAAAAUACCCAUCGUAUCUCCGAUCGAAGCUAUUACUUGCAGCCUCAGUGUUAAAAUGCAGGCUUUUCGUGGGAGUAUCCGGCUGGUUCAAAGGCAUAACUUCACGAAAGGAUUCGCUUCGUCCAACUUUAUGGGUCAUCCAUUCGAUUCUUUGAAGAAUUCCUUUCUGCGAUCGCUCCACGAGUUCGCUUCUUGCUCUCAGCAGGUAAAAUUUUGCUCCCAAACUGAGUCAUUGACAUCGCUCAACUAUUAUGGUAGAAGUACUAGGGCUGGAUUGUUUCAACAAGGGAUAAUGGAGUCAACUUUCGCUAGCAGGUGCCUUACUACGAUGGGAAAUUCUGAUGCAUCAGCUUCACAAGACUUUUCUGCUGCUCCCCGCAUCAAAUUUAAGAGGCUUGAUAAAACUGCUAGGCACAUAAUGCAGAUUUUGGAUAAGGAAGCAGUGGAGGAAGUGAAGGGACAGAGAGAGAUACCUGAUAUAAAGCCUGGUUAUAUCGUGCAAUUUAAAGUGGAAGUCCCUGAGAAUAAGAGACGUGUUUCGGUCUUAAAGGGCAUUGUUAUAGCAAGGCGUAAUGCUGGUCCAAAUACUACAUUUAGAAUAAGGAGGUUGGUAGCUGGUGUUGGAGUUGAAUCUCUCUACCCGCUGUACUCGCCUAACAUAAAGGAGAUAAAAGUGUUGGACAAGAAGAAAGUGAGGAGGGCCAAGCUUUACUAUCUCAGGGACAGGAUGAAUCCUCUUAAGAAGUAGUUGGAAGCUUUAUGAGUGGGAAAAUAACUGUUAGGUCCUUGAGAAAGAUGGUGGGGUUGUAUGGCCUUGGCAAGAAACGUUUUGAAGUAUUUGUAUAUCCAUUUUUCCCUUUUUUCUUAUUUAAGGGAAAGUUUUUUGGAUUUUUGUUUAUUGCCCGAGUCUAGAAGAGGCGAGGAUUUCAGAUUUCCAGUGGGAUAUGCAGCAGGCUUCCAGAACCGUUAGAUUUUUCGUUCUACAACUAUCUGAUUUCAUAAAGGAUGUACAUUGUAUGGCAUGGCUUCUUGUUUGAUUAAUGUAUCCAUUAAAAUUAUUAUUAUUAUUAUUAUUAUUUUUA
Molecule: messenger RNA, 1355 nt
Organism: Pistacia vera
Lineage: Eukaryota; Viridiplantae; Streptophyta; Magnoliopsida; Sapindales; Anacardiaceae
Product: 50S ribosomal protein L19-1, chloroplastic-like
Exons: 6
Coding region: 329-1021 (230 amino acids)
Biological process (GO): translation
Cellular component (GO): ribosome
Molecular function (GO): structural constituent of ribosome
Source: RefSeq, a predicted model, not a curated record